GCUGAUCAGAUUAUUCGAAAAUUUCGACGAGUGUGGUUGAUUUUGUUGGAAGUGCUAUUCGCGUAUAAAAUAUUUCAUUUAUAUCAGCCCCUGAUGGAAAUAAAAUCUAAUUAAAUACAGUAGAAUCGCGGAAAAAUUAACAAAUAUUCCAUAUUAAUAAGAAGUCUUCUGACAACUAUAGCCAACCAUGUUAUCACAUCCCUGCCGUCUGUCUACCACCAAACGGAUGGUGGCUCUGUUAUUUGCCACAUUAUUUGCCUGCAGUAGCAUUUUUAGCGUUGAGGCGCAAUUCGCCGGUAAACUCAUACAAGAUCCAUGUGUGAACAAGGCAUCCUGUCACGAUUGCAUACAAACACAAAAUUGCGCUUGGUGCAUGGAACCCGAUUUUAUAGAUUUACCACGUUGUUUCAAAAAUAAUUUACAAAAUUAUUGCAAAGAGGAGUACACCUGGAACCCAUUUACAGAGCAAAAAUUCACAAUCAAUCGUGAAUUAACGCGUGGUGGUAAUGCCAGCGCCGCAGCUGGUUACGGUUACGGUUAUGGUGGCUCAUACGAAGCGAGUUCAUCAUAUAGUAGCUCAUCGUCCAGUUCGUCCUAUGCCGGCGCUUAUGGUAGCGCAGCCGCCGCCGGUGCUUCAGCUUCCAGUGGCGAAAUCGUGCAAAUCAGUCCACAACGUGUGAGCCUCAAGUUGCGCAUAAAUCAAUUGCACUCGUUAAAUAUGCGCUACUCGCAAGCUAUUGACUAUCCCGUCGACUUAUACUAUUUGAUGGACUUGUCCAAAUCUAUGGAGGACGAUAAGGACAAACUGUCGGCUUUGGGCGAUAAGCUGUCGGAAACUAUGCGUAAUAUUACUUCGAAUUUCCGUUUGGGCUUUGGUUCGUUUGUCGACAAGGUGCUAAUGCCUUACGUCUCAACUAUACCCAAAAACUUGGAACAUCCAUGUACGAAUUGUACUGCACCAUAUGGCUAUCGUAAUGUUAUGGCUUUAAACACGGAUACAUAUCGAUUUUCUUCUGAAGUGAGUCGUGCUGCUGUGUCCGGUAAUUUGGAUGCACCUGAGGGUGGUUUCGAUGCUAUUAUGCAGGCAAUUGUUUGCCGUCAGCAAAUCGGUUGGCGUGAAAAAGCGCGUCGUCUGCUCGUCUUCUCAACGGAUGCUGGUUUCCAUUAUGCCGGUGAUGGCAAGCUUGGCGGCGUGAUUGCACCCAACGAUGGCGAAUGUCAUUUGAGCGGCGAAGGCCUUUACACACACUCUGUCAUACAAGAUUACCCCAGCAUCUCACAGAUCAACCACAAGGUCAAGCAGAAUUCAAUUAACGUAAUUUUCGCAGUUACCGCCAAUCAGCAUUCGGUAUAUGAGAAGCUAGCGCAGCAUAUUGAAGGUUCUUCAAGCGCGGUGCUAUCGGAGGAUUCCUCGAACGUUGUCGAUUUGGUGCGCUCUGAAUAUAGCAAAAUUUCCUCUGCCAUUGAAAUGAAGGACAACGCCACAAGCAAUAUAAAAAUCACCUAUCACUCAGCUUGUCUAAAUGGCGGCCCCGAAAUACCCACCGCCAAGUGUGACGGUCUCAAAGUUGGCGAUGUGGUUAAUUUCACUGCACAGAUUUUGGUCACCUCUUGUCCAACGGAUCCGCGUGAAUGGAAUCAAGUCAUACAAAUCUAUCCUGUUGGCAUUAAUGAGAGUCUGGUUAUCGAUUUGGAAAUGCUUUGCUCCUGUCCAUGCGAACGUCCAGGCACCACCGGCUACGAAGCACACUCACCCAAAUGCAACAAUCACGGCACACUGAUGUGUGGCGUCUGCGAGUGUGAUGAUAUGCAUUUCGGUCACAAUUGUGAGUGUUCAACGAGUGAUGUGCAUACCGGCAGCGACAAGGAUUUGGUGUGUCGUGCGGACAAUACCACACAGGUGGAUUGUAAUAAUCGUGGCACUUGUCUGUGUGGCGUGUGCGAAUGUGAGAAACGUUCCAAUCCCGAGGAAAUUAUUUCCGGCAAAUUCUGUGAAUGUGAUAACUUCUCGUGUGAACGUCGCAAGAAUGUGCUGUGCUCUGGACCUGAUCAUGGCACAUGCGAGUGCAGUCACUGUGUCUGCAAGCCAGGUUGGACGGGUUCGGCAUGUGAUUGCCGUGAAUCGACUGAUACCUGCAUGCCACCAAAUGGCGGCGAACUUUGUUCGGGAAAUGGCGAAUGUGAAUGUGGUGUCUGCAAAUGCAAAUCUACGCCUGAAGGUCGUUAUUCCGGCAAAGUGUGUGAGAAGUGCCCCACAUGCGCGGGUCGUUGCCUCGAACUGAAACACUGUGUACAAUGUCAAAUGUACAAGACCGGUGAAUUCAAGGAUGAAGACAAAUGUGCCGCCAAUUGCAGCAAUACUUUCGUGCCCAUUGGCGAGGAGAAAAUCGUUAUCGAUGAGGAGAAAGAUGAAUUGCUUUGCAUAUUCUUUGACGAAGAUGACUGCAAAUAUACGUUUAAAUAUAGCGAAGUGAACGGCAAACUCGAAGUACAUGCACAGCAGGAGCGUGAAUGUCCACCAAAAGUGUUCAUGUUGGGCAUUGUCUUGGGCGUUAUAGCCGCAAUCGUCUUAGUCGGCUUAGCCAUAUUGCUUUUGUGGAAAUUACUGACGACCAUACACGAUCGCCGCGAGUUUGCACGUUUCGAGAAGGAGCGCAUGAACGCCAAGUGGGAUACGGGCGAGAAUCCAAUCUACAAGCAAGCCACAUCUACUUUCAAGAACCCAAUGUACGCCGGUCAGUAAGCUUCACCACUGGAGCGUAGCCAAUAACGACAAAAGAAAUAAUGAGUUUGCUUGGGCAAUGUUACAUUGUUUGGGUUACGAAUUUCUCUCUAAUUGCCAUACAGUAAAGGAAGUUUCUAACAGGAGCUGCGUAUUUAUAUGUGAAAAAUGAAACAUACAUAUUUUAAAAUAAGACAAAACAUAAAGCUAGAUGUAUAUCCUUAUGUAUGCGAGCAACAGCUAUUUGUGACGCUGUGCAAACAAAUCAAGCAUUGAACUGAAAUUUUUAUAAGUAAAAAAGCACUUGGCUUAGCGUUUUUAGACAGUCGAAAUUUCUAAAAAUGCACUUAGUUGUUGUUGUUGUGUGCUAACGUUUGCAUAAUGAGGAUAAUUUUCAACCCUAUACUGCCAUUAAUAUAUACACAUAUACAAACAUAUAUACACAUUUUAAGCAGGAAUGGCGAUAACUUAACGCGCAGUAAUGCAUGUGCCUUGGAAAUGAUAUACAAUUUAGUUAUAUACGCAUACAAAUUAGAAGAAAAAAAUUGAUUCUUUAGAAUUUCACAUACAGAUAUACAGUUGCAAACUUCAGACAGUCAAACAACUAUAUAGUAUCGUAAGAGAGUAGAAGUUUUCGUGGUAGCUCUUCCUAACCUAAAAACAAAAAAUAACAAAAUUAUGAAAAUCACAUGUAAGCAUUGCCUAUUUGCGUAAAAAGAGAUAUACAUAUUUAUAUAGCUAUAGCGAAAAUUCAAUUUGUAACUGUUAACGAAGCACAAAACGAAUAAGAAAAUAGUUUAAAGUUUUUUGUAAACAAUUUAUACUACAACAAGUGUGCCUACUAAAUCUAUACAUAUAUAUUUUUUACUAAAAGUCAGCUGGUAUAUUUUUAAUGAAAAUUUAAGUGUGUAAUUUAUUAUCAAAAACAGCAGAAAACUAGCAUACAGACUAUACAGAACAAAUGUGGGAACUGAGUACUUUUCAGAAGUCAAGUACUUUUUUCAAAGCAGCGUAAUUAAAUUUAUUUUUUGUAUUAAAACAAUUAUAUUAACAUAGUUUAUAAGUAUAUAAUGUAGUUUGUAUAUUAAAUUAUACGAUGCAAUCUGUAAGUAGCUGUUCCGAGUACGCCAAAUUGACACAUCAAGCGAUUAUAGUAAUGUACGUUGAUACAUUUUUCGUUAUUUAAUAAUAUUUGUAAGACAAAAAUAAACCAAAAUUGCAAUAACUCCAAAAAGCAACAAUUUUUUUUUUAGAAAAUAACUUGAAAAGUUGAAAAACAGAUGAAAACAGAAAUUUUUCUUAACUGUAAUUAAAUUUUUUAAGUUGAAUUAAUUUUUUUUAACUAUAAAUAAAUUUUUUUAACUGUAAUUAAAUUUUUUUUAACUGUAAUUUAUUUUUUUUAAUUCCAUUUUUUUUUUUUUUGUAUUUUUCUACAAUUUUCUACCAGCAUUUCUGCUCUUUUGAACUCGAUUCGUUUUUCUAUCAAUAAUCUAGAAGAUUUUGCGCGUUUUACCGUUACUUAAAAGUAAUUAAUCAAUAUUUUAUUUUUAAUUGCUCUUUCUAAUUAACAUUAAGCUAAAAGAAACAGUUUUAUUUGUAUUAUUUUUAUAUUUUAUUAAAAUACCGUUAUAAUGGCGUAUUUAUAUUCAACUUUCACUAUGAAUUUUGUACUGAUCUUUGCAAUUAAAAUUAACAAUUAAUACAAUUUAGUUGAGAACAAGCUUAAACAUUAAUCAUAAAGAGUAGUUGGUACGCUAUUUGCUAUUUAAUUGUAUUAGAAAAAUGUAAGUUUGUCAGUUUUUUGUUUAGUGUGUGUUUUUUUUAUUAUUUUAAUAUUAAUAAAAUCUAAUGUUAAGUUAAAAAAGCGAA
Bactrocera dorsalis (oriental fruit fly) is the source of this 4591-nucleotide messenger RNA. RefSeq names its product integrin beta-PS (gene mys). Lineage: Eukaryota; Metazoa; Arthropoda; Insecta; Diptera; Tephritidae. The transcript has 9 exons. Gene Ontology annotation, molecular function: integrin binding. Gene Ontology annotation, cellular component: integrin complex; cell surface; focal adhesion. The record is from RefSeq and is a predicted model, not a curated record. Gene Ontology annotation, biological process: integrin-mediated signaling pathway; cell-matrix adhesion; cell migration. Bases 188 to 2743 code for a protein of 851 amino acids.